This is a messenger RNA of Pantherophis guttatus, 2003 nucleotides long. RefSeq names its product TAR DNA binding protein (gene TARDBP). Lineage: Eukaryota; Metazoa; Chordata; Lepidosauria; Squamata; Colubridae. Gene Ontology annotation, molecular function: RNA binding. Gene Ontology annotation, cellular component: chromatin; nucleoplasm. The record is from RefSeq and is a predicted model, not a curated record. Gene Ontology annotation, biological process: regulation of gene expression.
AGGGAAAAGAGGGCGCCGCCAUUUUGUCGACAGCGAGGAGAGUUGGAGGCCUCAGCCGGGAGCUUGCCCAAGGUCCUCUCCGCGGCCUAGUCGCGCAACCGAUUCUUUCCUGUAUUGCCUAGGCUUCGCGCCAACGGUCGGACUAAGAACUUGGAUGGGGGACCACCAGGAAAUCCUAAGAUCUUAUCACUUUGGCUGAGAAGUAAAAGGGGGGGAAAAACACACCCUCCCUAAAGAAGGCAAUAAACAAAUCACUUCUGUAUUCUGCCAAGAAAAUUUCGUGGAUGUUACCAUGGAGCCAUGAGAAGUCAAGGAAACUGUUUCUAAAAACCGGCAAUGAAUUUUGAUAGACCAAUUGGAAGAAAAAGAGAAAUUUUUAACAUCACGGCGGAGAUGUCGGAAUACAUCCGAGUAACGGAAGAUGAGAACGAGGAACCCAUUGAGAUCCCUUCAGAGGAUGAUGGGACUGUAUUACUCUCCACAGUUACUGCGCAGUUCCCAGGGGCCUGUGGCCUGCGUUACAGAAACCCCGUGUCUCAGUGUAUGAGAGGAGUCCGAUUAGUGGAAGGAAUUCUUCAUGCACCAGAUAAUGGCUGGGGAAAUUUGGUAUAUGUGGUGAAUUAUCCCAAAGACAACAAGAGGAAAAUGGAUGAAACAGAUGCUUCAUCAGCCGUUAAAGUGAAACGAGCAGUGCAAAAAACCUCUGAUCUGAUAGUUUUGGGUCUUCCAUGGAAAACGACAGAGCAAGAUCUGAAAGAAUAUUUCAGCACGUUUGGAGAAGUUCUCAUGGUGCAGGUUAAGAAGGACAUCAAAACUGGCCACUCAAAGGGGUUUGGUUUUGUAAGAUUUACCGACUAUGAAACCCAAGUAAAAGUCAUGUCUCAGCGUCACAUGAUCGACGGAAGAUGGUGCGACUGCAAGCUCCCCAAUUCUAAGCAAAGUCCAGAUGAACCUCUGCGUAGCAGGAAGGUGUUUGUUGGGCGUUGCACUGAAGACAUGACUGCAGAUGAGCUCCGUCAGUUUUUUUCACAAUAUGGAGAAGUCGUUGAUGUCUUCAUUCCCAAACCAUUCAGAGCUUUUGCCUUUGUUACGUUUGCUGAUGAUCAGGUCGCCCAGUCCCUUUGUGGUGAGGACUUGAUCAUAAAAGGAAUCAGCGUCCAUAUAUCCAAUGCUGAACCUAAGCAUAAUAGCAGUAGACAACUAGAAAGAGGUGGAAGAUUUGGUGGUAAUCCAGGAGGCUUUGGGAAUCAGGGGGGAUUUCCUAACCGGGGGGGAGGCGGUGGAGGCGGCGGACUGGGUAACAGCCAGGGCAGUAACAUGGGAGGUGGGAUGAACUUUGGGGCCUUCAGCAUCAAUCCCGCCAUGAUGGCGGCUGCCCAGGCCGCGCUGCAAAGCAGCUGGGGGAUGAUGGGCAUGCUUGCUAGCCAGCAAAACCAGUCUGGGCCGUCAGGGAACAACCAGCCACAGGGCAACAUGCAGAGGGAGCAGAGCCAAGGGUUUAGCUCCGGGAGCAAUUCCUACGGAAGCUCGAACUCUGGCCCAGCGAUAGGGUGGGGCUCCUCCAACACAGGCUCCAGCAGUGGGUUUAAUGGCGGAUUUGGUUCAAGCAUGGAUUCCAAAUCAUCGGGAUGGGGGAUGUAGGCAGGCUUAUACUGACUCUGGUGGGAAAUCAAUUUUUUUUUUCUAGAGCUCCUGGUAAGUAUAAUCUAAAAUGCAUAUGCUAAAAGGAAAAAAAAACAAAACAAAACAACAAAAAAAAAAAGAACCCAAAUCAAUUUGUUCAGUGUGUAGUAUAUUUCGAUAGUAUUUUUGACACUUUUUUUCUUUUGUAAGGGGGAAAAAAAGAUUAAAUGAAGUUUUAUAGGUUUUGUUACCAUGAGUUGGAAUACAUGAGUUGGGAUUAUUGAGUGGCUGAACGUGAACUGUUUCCCUGACUGGUAAACGGGUGUGCUGCAAUUUAAAUAGGAAUUUGUAAAGAUUGGAUUCCUCGUUUCCUAGUCAGC